GAUUAUGUUCCAAAGUUUGAUAAGUUUAAGGAAUGGAUGUUGGAUAUGAAGAGACAGAAGAUACCAGUGUUGAACGAUGUAGAUAAGAUUAUGUGGAACUGGGACAAGAAGUAUUUGUUGGAGUUGGAGAAUGCUGGAAUUGAUAUUAUUCCAAGUAUAUUCAUCGAUCGCUCUUCAACAUGCACAACCACAUUGAUCCAAUUGAUUGAGGAGGGCAAACGAAUGAUGAAGUUCCCUUCUGAUCAACAAAGAUUUGUUAUGAAGCCCUGCCUAGGAGCCGACAGCUAUGGCACAUUCCAAUUCACAACUGACAAUUGGCAACAAUAUCAAGAUAUGUUUACUCAAUACUUGGCACACUCUGAUAUGAUCAUUCAACCAUUCGCCGAAUCAGUGUUGCAAGAGGGCGAGUUAUCAUUCGUGUUCUUCAAUCAAGAGUUCUCUCAUUCAAUCAUCAAGCAUCCCCCACCAUCAGACUUCCGUGUCCAGGAGACCUAUGGAGGUAGUGUUGAGCCGAACCCGAACCCCAACCUCAACGACCUGUCCAUGGCCAAGAAAGUCAUGGAAUAUGUCGGUCGAUCAAACAACUCUAUAUUAUAUACUCGUGUAGACUUGCUAAGGUAUAAUGGUAAAUUAUGUGUUGGAGAGUGCGAGUUGAUUGAACCAACAUUGUACUUCCUCAACGAUCAAGUGAUCACCAAUCGCUUCAUUGAUCAACUAUUGGGUCAUAUUGUCAACUUGAUCACAAACAAACAAAUAUCAAUUACAUCCUCAACAUUAUCACAAUCUACACCAAACUCUGAUGAUUCAUCUGAUCAUCAACAUCAACAACAUCAUAUUCAACAUCAUCAAUUACAACAACAACAACUUAAUCAAACCGAUAGUUUGACACCAGUCGAUGGUGCCGGACUGAAUAUUAAUAAUAAUAUUAAUCAUCGCCGAAUUAGUAAGCCAAACCAGAAGGCUCGCUCAAGGAUAUAUCCAGAACAAACCAAGGCCAAGAUGUCACCUCCCUCCAAGACCAUUCCAUCAUCAACAUCAUCAAGUUUUAUUACCAGGAGUAGGAGGAUACCAGUGGCAACACUCCCUAUUGAAUCA
Molecule: messenger RNA, 1095 nt
Organism: Acytostelium subglobosum LB1
Lineage: Eukaryota; Evosea; Eumycetozoa; Acytosteliales; Acytosteliaceae
Exons: 2
Source: RefSeq, a predicted model, not a curated record